AUGCAAGUAACAGGGCCCUUCUGCAUUAACCAUAGCAUGUGGUACAGUGAGUGUAAGUUCCUUUGGCAGUGCCACACAGUUCUACUCUUUCUGCUGUGGGAGGGAAUGAACUGUAAGGAACAGACAGAGGCUCUGCCAGGGUUUAGCAUAGAGGCCCCAGCAGGGGUGAGAGUGCAGAGGGGGCUCUGUGUGCGCAUCCCCUGUAACUUUACUGUUGGUCCCGGUUAUACCUUAACCAGAGAUGCCAUUGGAAUCUGGUAUAAAGGAUAUAAUGGAUUUUUUAAUAAAUCAAUAGUUGCAGCUUCUACUGACUCCUCUCAGUUCCCUGAUACAACAAACGGGCGCUUUAUAUUCACUGGGAAAGUGAGUGCCGGAGACUGUUCCUUCUCUAUCAGGGAUGCACAACCAGGAGAUACUGACUGGUACCAGUUCCGACUUGAGGAUAGAGAUGGAUUAAAAUUUAACUACCUUGGUACCCAACCAUCUGUAUCUGUGACAGACCUGAAAGAACCUGAUAUAUCUCCCACCGAGGGUCUGAUCGCUGGGGAAGAAGUGACUCUGACUUGCACUGCUCCUACAAACUGCCCUGGGCUCUCUCCAACCUUCACAUGGGAAGGGAGUGUAAAUACAGAAAGAACACAGAACCAUACAUUGCGGCACCAAGAUGGGAACUUCAGCUACUGGUCCAAUAUCACUUUCACUCCAUCACCGAGGGACCAUAAUUCCCCCUUAACCUGUACAGUGACUUAUAAACAAGAGUCGACUAAGAAAAAUAUUACCUUGAACGUUGAUUACCUAAACAAACCUGAUAUAUUCCCUAUAAAGAAGCUGAUCGCUGGGGAACAAGUGACACUGACUUGCACAGCUUUUGGGAACUGCAUGGAGACUUCUCCAACCCUCACAUGGGCUGGAAAUAUAAACAUAACUAAUGUAGGAAAUUAUCAGUUGCUCCAACCAAGUGAUAAUGUCACCUACGUGUCACACGUGACUUUCACCCCAUCACAGACAGACCAUAAUACCUCACUAACCUGUACAGUGACUUGUAAAGGGAUCUCUACUAAUCACAGCACCAUCCUGGAUGUGGAAUACCUAAACAAACCUGAUAUAUUCCCUAUAAAGAAGCUGAUCGCUGGGGAACAAGUGACACUGACUUGCACAACUUUUGGGAACUGCAUGGAGACUUCUCCAACCAUCACAUGGGCUGGAAAUAUAAACAUAACUAAUGUAGGAAAUUAUCAGUUGCUCCAACCAAGUGAUAAUGUCACCUACGUGUCCCACGUGACUUUCACCCCAUCACAGACAGACCAUAAUACCUCGCUAACCUGUACAGUGACUUGUAAAGGGAUCUCUACUAAUCACAGCACCAUCCUGGAUGUGGAAUGUAAGUCUUGA
This is a messenger RNA of Xenopus tropicalis (tropical clawed frog), 1392 nucleotides long. Its product is annotated as sialic acid-binding Ig-like lectin 16. Bases 1 to 1392 code for a protein of 463 amino acids. Gene Ontology annotation, cellular component: membrane. The record is from RefSeq and is a predicted model, not a curated record. Lineage: Eukaryota; Metazoa; Chordata; Amphibia; Anura; Pipidae. The transcript has 6 exons.